GUAGCUGAGGCAGAAGCAGAUGUCAGCAUGGGCGGGAGUGCUGAGGGGAACCCUGAUUUUCCCAUGGCAUCACUGUAUGUAGGUGACUUGCAUCCUGAGGUGACCGAGACAAUGUUGUAUGAGAAGUUCAGCCCUGCCGGGCCCAUCCUCUCUAUCCGCAUUUGCAGGGACAAGAUCACCCGGCGCUCCUUGGGCUAUGCAUAUGUCAACUACCAGCAACCUGUGGACGCCAAGCGGGCUUUGGAAACCCUGAACUUUGAUCUCAUCAAAGGCAGACCAGUGCGUAUCAUGUGGUCCCAGCGAGACCCCUCGCUCCGCAAGAGCGGAGUAGGCAACGUCUUCAUCAAGAAUCUAGGCAAGACCAUCGACAACAAAGCUCUGUACAACAUCUUCUCAGCAUUUGGCAACAUCCUCUCCUGCAAAGUGGCUUGCGAUGGAAAGGGGCCCAAAGGCUAUGGAUUCGUGCACUUUCAGGAGCAGGAGUCUGCUGAACGGGCCAUCGAUGCAAUGAACGGCAUGUUCCUGAACUACCGCAAAAUUUUUGUGGGGCGAUUCAAGUCGCAUAAAGAAAGAGAGGCAGAAAGGAGAGCCUGCGCUAGACAGUCCACCAGUGCUGAGAUCAAGGAUUUCGAGGAAGACACCGAUGAGGAGGCCGCCUUGCGAUGA
Messenger RNA from Elephantulus edwardii (Cape elephant shrew), 666 nucleotides. RefSeq names its product polyadenylate-binding protein 1-like 2-like. The transcript has 2 exons. Gene Ontology annotation, molecular function: poly(U) RNA binding; mRNA 3'-UTR binding; poly(A) binding. Bases 28 to 666 code for a protein of 212 amino acids. The record is from RefSeq and is a predicted model, not a curated record. Gene Ontology annotation, cellular component: cytosol; ribonucleoprotein complex; nucleus. Lineage: Eukaryota; Metazoa; Chordata; Mammalia; Macroscelidea; Macroscelididae.